ACUACCAGUGAUCUUUUCAUAAAGUUCUAACUUCUGUAGUAUGAAUGUUCAGGUUCGUUUGAUAUUAGUAUGAACUUUUUUUUGCUAGCGUGAGUUAAAUAUUGGUCUCUGUGAUUAGCUAGCCACAAAAUGGUAUAUAGAGAUCAUAUUUAUACUUAUUCAUAGAUACAUGAAAGCAUUAAACAGCUUACAGAUAGUCAAAUAGACAGCCUAUUGUAUGACUUGUCUAUUUAACUGUCUGUGUGUCAGAUUCCAAUAAUUUAUAGACAACCCCUUGUCUAUGGGUUGUACAUGCCCUUAAGAACCCAUUUUUGGAGCACACGUUCAUCAAUUAACAAAUUUUCUUCUAGAAAAUGAACAUCCUGGCUUCAUGUACUAACUUCUACUAUAUUCUUUUGAUUGGUAUAUACGGUCCGAGUGGAAUUUAACUGAAAUCACCCCAAUGCAGUACAGUAGUAGUAGGUUAAAAUAAUAAAAUCCUGUAGCAGGCAGCGGACCAUCACUGAUCAAACGGGUUGGCACGGACCAGCGAGACCGACAAGUCCACGCUACUUCAGUCUCCCUCUCCCAGCGUCCCACUUCCAUGUCAGUCGGCAGGUUUGGAGUAUCAUCUCCUGUACCAUCGUCGAAACCCGGUUAAGACGUCAAGUCCACGGGACCUAUAAGUCACCGCUCACAAUAAACCAAACGCGUGCCCAAUUGGAGCUUAACAAAACAGCCAGAUGAGCGUGAACCCACCUUGGCUUCUCGCCGCCAUGGCUGCUCACCUACCAGUACCACCACGUCUCCCCGUCCUCCUCCUCUUCGUCUUCCUCGCCGUCCAUGUCCAUCUCCCCGCCUCCCAUGCCGUCUCUCCUUCGCUCCCGACCACCUAUGACGGUUCGAUUUGCUCGAAAUCGUCCAUGUGCGGCGGCGUCAAUAUCAGCUAUCCCUUCUACCUCUCCGACGCGACCAGAGAGAUCGCUGAUUACGGAUACAACUACUCCUGCGGCUACACCGACCUGAAGAUUUCCUGCCAAGGCGAGUGGCCGACCGAGACCGCGGUCAUCAGUCUCGGCGGAGAGAACUACACCGUUCAGCACAUCUUCUACGACACCCGCACCAUCAUUCUGGCAGACAGCGACGUGCUCACCGGCGGCAGCUGCCCUGCACUCCGCCACAACGUCAGCUUCGAUGAGUUGUGGCUGUACAACAGCAGCACCUUCCACAAUCUCACCUUCUUCUUCGGCUGUGACACCGUGCCGUUUGGAUUGGAGGAAUACAAAAUCAAAUGCCCGGGGUUCAAGGGUCCACCAGAUGCUGGCAAAGGAGACUCCUUUGUGCUCGUAACUGACGAGCAUGCCAUGAAUCUGGAGCAAGAAUUGGCAAGGAACUGCAACAUGAUUGUCACCGUGCCAGCGAGAGCCGAUGUUCUGAUAGCAGCAAGUAGCCAGGAAAAUUUCACAAGCGGCGGAUACGGAGACGUGCUCAAGCGUGGGUUCGAGUUGGGAUGGAGCCCUCUCACAGAGGAUGGGUGUAACCAGUGCGAGGAGUCGAACGGGCAAUGCUCCUAUGGCGAGUACAGGGAAUUCCUGGGCUGCUUGUGCAACGGAGGGAAGGUGCGCAAACGGGACUGCGAACCUGCAUCAAGAUUAAAAGGGGAAAAGGCAAUUAUUGCUGGUGUUGUUUCAGGCACGUUACUAGUAAUUCUUAUAUUCUUCCUAGCUUGUAAAUAUGGUUGGCUGCCCCUCAAAUCGAAGGGCGAACCAAGUAUCGAGUCCUUUCUACGAAAGAACGGGAACCUACAUCCGAAAAGAUACACUUAUACAGAUGUGAAAAGAAUGACAAAAUCCUUUGCUACGAAGCUAGGCCAAGGUGGAUUUGGUGCCGUAUAUAGAGGCAACCUCUACGAUGGCCGCCAGGUAGCAGUUAAGAUGCUAAAGGACACCAAAGGUGAUGGUGAGGAAUUUAUGAAUGAGGUGUCUAGUAUUAGCAGAACUUCUCAUGUCAAUGUUGUGACACUAUUAGGAUUUUGCUUGCAAGGAUCUAAAAGGGCACUUAUUUACGAGUACAUGCCUAAUGGUUCGCUUGAAAGGUAUGCCUUUAACAGCAACAUGAACAGUGAAAAUUCACUAAGUUGGGAGAAACUAUUUGACAUAGCAAUUGGCACAGCCAGAGGACUUGAGUAUCUCCACCGAGGAUGCAAUACUCGAAUUGUGCAUUUUGAUAUCAAACCGCACAACAUUCUAUUGGAUCAGGAUUUCUGCCCUAAGAUCUCUGACUUUGGAUUGGCCAAGCUGUGCCUGAAUAAAGAGAGUGCUAUCUCUAUUGCUGGUGCAAGAGGGACAAUAGGUUAUAUUGCCCCAGAGGUCUACUCAAAGCAAUUCGGACUAGUGAGUAGCAAGUCUGAUGUCUAUAGUUAUGGAAUGAUGGUCCUUGAGAUGGUUGGGGCAAGGGACAAGAAUAAUACAAGUGCAAGUGUUGAGUCUAGUAGCCAAUAUUUCCCUCAAUGGCUUUAUGAACACUUAGAUGAAUAUUGCAUCAGUGCUUCUGAGAUUAAUGGCGAGACUACUGAGCUCGUGAGAAAGAUGAUAGUUGUAGGUUUGUGGUGCAUACAAGUGAUUCCAACUGAUCGGCCAACAAUGACUAGAGUCGUCGAGAUGCUGGAGGGAGGCACAAGUAAUCUGGAAUUGCCGCCCAAAGUUCUCUUGAGCUGACAAGCAUAGAUAUUUUCCUACUAAUAAAUGUUGCUAGCGUUAGCAGGUUGUACAAAUGCAAAUAUUUGUUAUAUACUAUGCAGAACUAAGGGCGUGUACCGAAUGCUAUUUUUGUCCUGUAAACAUAGAUGUAAUUAAUAACUACAUAGGAAUUUCUGGACACAAACGCAAAUAUUUGUUAUGUAAUACCGACUGAUAUUUUUGUCCUGUAUAAACAUAGAUGUAAUAACUA
This is a messenger RNA of Sorghum bicolor (sorghum), 2928 nucleotides long. RefSeq names its product LEAF RUST 10 DISEASE-RESISTANCE LOCUS RECEPTOR-LIKE PROTEIN KINASE-like 2.1. Gene Ontology annotation, biological process: protein phosphorylation. Bases 723 to 2696 code for a protein of 657 amino acids. The record is from RefSeq and is a predicted model, not a curated record. Lineage: Eukaryota; Viridiplantae; Streptophyta; Magnoliopsida; Poales; Poaceae. The transcript is spliced from 3 exons. Gene Ontology annotation, molecular function: polysaccharide binding; protein kinase activity; ATP binding.